Serpula lacrymans var. lacrymans S7.9 is the source of this 1215-nucleotide messenger RNA. RefSeq lists its product as uncharacterized. The record is from RefSeq and is a predicted model, not a curated record. Gene Ontology annotation, molecular function: zinc ion binding; SUMO ligase activity. The coding region runs from base 89 to 1120 and encodes 343 amino acids. Gene Ontology annotation, biological process: double-strand break repair via homologous recombination; protein sumoylation. Lineage: Eukaryota; Fungi; Basidiomycota; Agaricomycetes; Boletales; Serpulaceae. Gene Ontology annotation, cellular component: Smc5-Smc6 complex; nucleus. The transcript is spliced from 6 exons.
GCGCGACUGUCACUUAGGCUGGCAUUACAUAUAUUCGCUCGCGUUCUUAUCACAAACUUGAAAGCAUUUUCUUGGAAACAUAUAUCAGAUGCCUACUGCCAGCUCGUCGCGUCUUAAGUCCAGCGCUCGUUCUCGUAGGGUACCCUCAUCUGACGGAAUCGAAGAAGAUGGCCUCAGUCAGCAACCAACACAAGACGACGUAGACGAAGGGGGAUCCUCUUCAGAAGAGGAACAACAACCUCGUCGUAAGUCUGUCAAGAAAGAAAAAAACGCGAAAAAAAGGGGUCCUCAGGUCGAAGAUGAUAACGAAGAUGAUGACCGUAUAGAUGUAAGGAAUUUCCGGGACCAGCCCCUGGACCGCAAAGACGGAGCAAAGCUUCAUGGUAUUGCUCAGGACUGGGAGAUGACUAGAAAGCAAGCACACCAAGGCUCUUUUGGCCUCGUUAAUGACGUGGCAAUCUCCUUGGCAGAUGUAAUGGACGGUGAUCAAGCAGAAGAGGCUCUUGCAGAAGUAGAUAUAAUCAUGAGGGACUUGCUAGAUAUCGAACAGGAAAUGAUAUCUCAUGAAGAAACUCUUGAUGGCAUAUACCAAAGGCUAUCACAGGGAGAAGCUAUUGAAGGGGUACUGGAUAUGUACGAAAAAGGUGUCAAAACUCAAUUGAACGAUUUCCGGAAGAAAACUUCGCGGCAGAAAUACAGUAAAAAUGAGCGAUACACCAAAUUCAAGCAAGGAGUAUAUGAAGUUCAACAUCCAGGAGAAGCUAUCCCUCCUAUUAACGAGUUCAUUCCGAAAGAGGAUGCUGACGACAGUGAUGACGACGACGAUUUGGAAGUGGGUGGCAUGACCCAGGAUUACAAAUGUCCUAUCACUUUAACCAUCUUGAUCAAUCCAGUUACAUCCCAAAUCUGCGGACAUUCUUUCUCUGCAAACGCCAUCCGGGAGUUCCUUGGAAAUACUAGGAAAGCCAAGAAGUGCCCUGCGUCAGGAUGCAACAAAGAAAUUUCCUUAGGUGAUCUCAAACCAGAUAAGGAGCUGGAGAAGAAAGUAAAGAUCGCAGCCCGAAGGCUACGCAGGGAAGAAGAUGACAGUGAUGAAGACGUGGACGAGGUUAUCGAGUAACGGACACAUAUUGACAACGAUGUAUUCCUAUACUGUAUUUUCUUAUCAAUAGUUACUUUGUAUUCUUGGUGAUUCGAUUUUAUUCAUCCUAUUUC